AUGGCUGCUACGCACUACCAUUGCCCCUCAACCUUGGUAUUGCGUUCAAACCCUUCGAUCCAUUUGGUUCACAAUUCGAAGCUAACAAACCCCAACAAUUCAUGGCUAGGAACCAAAAUUAGGGUUCAACCGUGCAUUCUUAUUGUAAGACCUCCGGUGUCCGUUUUACACCGCCGCCCCGUCGCCGCCACUGCUCCCUUCAGCCUCCCCACCUCAAAUCCAGAGCUCGUUUCUCCUGGCCAGGAAAUUCCCAAAUGGUCUUCUAAGGCUGUAAAGUCGUUUGCAAUGGCUGCAGUGGAGGCGAGGAAAUUCAAGCUUACUACUACUGGUACUGAAGCCCUUAUCAUGGGGGUUCUUGUUGAGGGUACUAAUCUGGCUAACAAGUUUUUGCGAGCCAACGGAAUUACACUUUUCAUGGUGCGAGAUGAAAUUGUGAACAUGUUUGGAAAACCUAAUAUGUUUUCAAAAAUCCCCGAGUGUCCUCCAAUGACCGAUGAUGCUCAGAAGGCCCUUGAUUGGGCUGUUGAAAAAAAAUUAAAAUCAGGCGAUGGCGGGGAAAUAACCACAGCACACAUAAUUCUUGGCAUUUGGUCUGAAGUGGAUUCCCCGGGUCACAAGAUACUAUCCAACCUCGGCAUUAAUGAUGAAAAAGCUAAAGAGCUAGAGUCCUCUAUUUCUAAAGCUGUUGCUAAUGAUGAAUAA
Molecule: messenger RNA, 702 nt
Organism: Lathyrus sativus (Indian pea)
Lineage: Eukaryota; Viridiplantae; Streptophyta; Magnoliopsida; Fabales; Fabaceae
Source: the annotation of a GenBank genome assembly